Heteronotia binoei (common prickly gecko) is the source of this 2668-nucleotide messenger RNA. RefSeq names its product zinc finger protein ZFP2-like. NCBI's taxonomy places the organism in Eukaryota, Metazoa, Chordata, Lepidosauria, Squamata, Gekkonidae. The transcript has 6 exons. The record is from RefSeq and is a predicted model, not a curated record. Bases 247 to 2343 code for a protein of 698 amino acids. Gene Ontology annotation, molecular function: DNA-binding transcription factor activity, RNA polymerase II-specific; RNA polymerase II cis-regulatory region sequence-specific DNA binding. Gene Ontology annotation, biological process: regulation of transcription by RNA polymerase II.
CCGAGCAAGGAGUGGGGGUGGGCAGGAGAGGAAGGGGGCUUUUCCUGGGGGAGGGGGAGGGGUUUGCAUUUGCAGGGCGCAGGAGGACUUGAGGAGGGGGCUGCAGAGAAGGAGCUGCAGGAGGGAAAAAGCUUGCAGCAGCCGGAUCCUGGGAAAGUCUACUUGGAAAGAGAAACCUCUCAUCAGAGCCAAGUGAAUAAAGGCAACUUCUCAAAUACAGAGGUGGCCCAAGAGAAGGGGAAGGAGAUGGAAGAGCAGGACCCAGAAAGGCCUGGAACUGGCAAGAGAGCAAGAGAUAGCCUGCAUCCCAUCCAACCUGAAAGUGGUGCUAAAUUCUGGGAAACAGCUGUGACAGAGAUCUUGGCUAAGGACACCAUGACCUCAGAUGUGCAUUGCCAACACUUCCGGCAGUUUUGCUACCAUGAGGCUGAUGGGCCUCGAGAGGUUUGCAGCCGGCUCCAUGGACUUUGCAACCAGUGGCUGAAUCCGGAGAGGCAGACCAAGAAGCAGAUCCUGGACCUGGUGAUCCUGGAGCAGUUCCUGACUCUCCUGCCCCAGGAAAUGCAGGGCUGGGUCAGAGGAUGUGAGCCGGAGACCAGUUCCCAGGCGGUGGCCCUGGCCGAAGGUUUCCUCCUGAGUCAGGCAGAGGAGAAGAGGCAGGCAGAACAGAUGCAGGGACCACCUUUGGAGAUGGAAGCUGCAAUCCCUGCGGCAGAAGGAGCUUCCUUGGAGCAGGGGCAGAGGGUGCAGGCGGCGGAGCGUGCCCAAGAUGCCCUCUCCUGUGGAACAGGCAGUGAGGAGAUGCUGUUGAGCCGUUGUCUUUUCCAAGGUGUGAGAACAGUUGCUGCACCUCCAAUCCAGGGUCCCUUUUCCUUUGAGGAGGUGUCUGUCUCUUUCACGGAGGCAGAGUGGGCCCUGCUGGAUCCGGGACAAAGAGCUCUGUACAGGGAAGUCAUGCUGGAGAACUAUGGGAAUGUGACCUCUCUGGUAGAGGAUGAUCAGAGGAAUGAGGAGGGUGAGAAACUUCAUCAGCAAAUGCUAGAUAGUGUUAAAAAUGAAGAAUUUAACGAAAAUGUCAGGAAUCAAAGCAGAAUGAAGAGAAAGAAAGGUGGCUGUAUGGUUGAGAAGCAUGAUGGAAGACAGCGGAAUGUACAUUUUCCAAAGCACAGGAAAAUGAAAGCAAGUAAAUCCGUUCAGUGUGGAAAGUUUUUCAGAAAUAGAUCACAUCUUCUUGUGCACCAAAGAACAAAGAGAGAGGAGAAACCUGAACACUUGGAGACCAGGCUUAAAUUCAGUCUCAGCUAUAAUCUUCAAAAGCAUCAGAAAACCCACACAGAGGAGAAAACAUUUGAAUGCUCAGAGUGUGGAAAGAGAUUCAGCACGAAUGGCAAUCUUCAACAGCAUCAGAAAACUCAUACAGGGGAGAAACCUUUUAAAUGCACAGAGUGUGGAAAGAGAUUCAGCACGAAUGGCAAUCUUCAACAGCAUCAGAGAACUCAUACAGGGGAGAAACCUUUUGAAUGCUCAGAGUGUGGAAAGAGAUUCAGCACGAAUGGCAAUCUUCAACAGCAUCAGAGAACUCACACAGGGGAGAAGCCUUUUGAAUGCUCAGAGUGUGGAAAGAGAUUCAGUCAGAGUGGCUGUCUUCAAAAUCAUCAGAGAACCCACACAGUGGAGAAGCCAUUUGAAUGCUCAGAGUGUGAAGAGAGGUUCAGUACAAGUGGUGGUCUUCGAUAUCAUCAGAGAAGCCACACAGGGGAGAAGCCAUUUGAAUGCUCAGAGUGUGGAAAGAGAUUUGGUACGAGUGGCGGUCUUCAGCAACACCAAAGAACCCACACAGGGGAGAAACCUUUUGAAUGCUUAGAGUGUAGAAAGAGAUUCAGUCAGAGUAGCAGUCUUCAACAACAUCAGAGAACCCACACAAGGGAGAAGCCAUUUGAAUGCUCAGAGUGUGGAAAGAGAUUCAGUCGGAGUGGCAGUCUUCAGCAACAUCAGAGAACCCACACAGGAGAGAAACCUUUUGAAUGCUCAGAGUGUGGGAAAAGAUUCAGUGAUAGAGGGAAUCUUCAAGCGCAUCAGAGAACCCACACAGGGGAGAAACCUUUUGAAUGCUCAGUGUGUGGAAAGAGAUUCAGUCAGAGUGGAAAUCUUCAAUUUCAUUGCCGAAUCCACACAGGAGAGAAACCUUUUGAAUGUUCAGAUUGUGGAAGGAGAUUCAGUCAGAGUGGCAGUCUUCAAUUUCAUUGCCGAAUCCACACAGGGGAAAAACCAUUCGAAUGCUCAGAGUGUGGAAAGAAAUUCAGUCAGAGGGGGAAUCUUCAAGCACAUCAGAGAACCCACUGAGGGAAGAAACCUUUUGAAUGCUCACUGUCUGGCCCUGGCUCGUCACACCUGGUCUCAUAAAUGGCCUCAAGAGAGGCUUUAAUGAUAGGUACCAUCCCAAUGAAUGAGAUCACUCUCUUGUUACCCUAACUGAUAUUGAGGUUCUCCUGAGUUUAUUGGGGGAAUUAGCUAGAAGAUGCAGAGGAUACGAGGGGAGUAACAAGCAGAAUCUCCACCUAUGCUUAUUAGGAUUUUUUCCCUCAGUAGUAUCCUCCAUUAUUCAAGCCUUAAAUAAUGAAAUGGGUUUUCUUAAUAAAAAUUAUAGAAAUAAAAAUAAAACUUAUAA